Cryphonectria parasitica EP155 is the source of this 1500-nucleotide messenger RNA. RefSeq names its product CAF1-domain-containing protein. The record is from RefSeq and is a predicted model, not a curated record. Gene Ontology annotation, molecular function: nucleic acid binding; poly(A)-specific ribonuclease activity. Gene Ontology annotation, cellular component: CCR4-NOT core complex; P-body; CCR4-NOT complex. Lineage: Eukaryota; Fungi; Ascomycota; Sordariomycetes; Diaporthales; Cryphonectriaceae. The transcript has 4 exons. Bases 1 to 1500 code for a protein of 499 amino acids.
AUGCCUCCCCAUCUCUCGAGGUUCCAGAGUGGACCGACAAAUAGCACCAAUUUCCCACCACAGCUGGGCGGCAACCCUUCUCACCUAAAUCCGAACGCACAGAUACCUUCUUUCGCCACGAACGGAAAUGUGUUAGCACUAGGCGGUGGCAUGAGCUCAGCGGCCGCGGGAUUCGGUGUCGGCCCUGACACGGGGCUCGGGAGUCAUGCCGCGAGGAUGGGAUUCCACGGCGCUGCGAUGCAGCAACAACAACAACAGCAGCAGCAGCAGCAGCAGCAGCAGCAGCAUGCUCAGCAGCAGGGACAUGCUGUGAUGGGAGAUCAUCCCGCCCGUACCCAGGCCAAGGGUCGAAUACGAGAGGUGUGGAGACAUAACCUAGAGGAAGAGAUGGCUGUGCUGAGAAAGCUGGUGCAGAGGUAUCCGUACAUCGCCAUGGAUACCGAAUUCCCUGGCGUUGUUGCGCGGCCGAUGGGUGGGUUUAGGGGUAAGAGCGACUACCACUAUCAAUGCCUGCGGGCGAACGUGGAUCUUCUCAAGGUUAUCCAGAUUGGCAUAACGCUGUUCAACGAAGAAGGAGAAACACCGGGCACGAGGCCAAACGGUGGCGAUCUGAUCGAUGGCGACGGUGUGGGCCGGAGAAAUGCGGGCCAGAAUCAGCUUCCUCACGCGUGGCAGUUCAACUUCAACUUCAAUAUCGACGAGGACAUGUUCAAUCAGACGUCAAUCGAGUCCCUACAGCAGGCUGGUAUCGACUUCAACCUGCUCAAGAGGGACGGCAUCGACCCAAAGAAGUUUGCUUCCGAGCUCAUCCCGUCUGGUCUGACAUUCUUCGAGGACGUGAAAUGGAUUUCCUUCCACGGCGGUUACGAUUUUGGCUACCUCACGAAGCUGCUCAUGUGCAGACCGCUUCCCAAGGACGAGCACGAAUUUGAAUACUACAUGAAGAAGUUCUUUCCUUGCACCUACGACGUCAAGCACCUCAUGAAGCACGCCAUCAAGCUGCACAACAGCGGUAUGUUGACGCCCAGCGACGCCAGCACCACCGAGCUUCUGCAGAAAUUCGAGCAGAAAUCCGGCCUGGAGAGCAUAGCAGAAGCCCUGAAGAUCAAGCGUGUCGGGUCAGCUCAUCAGGCGGGCUCCGACUCCUUGUUGACAGGCAAGGUUUUCUUUUCCAUGCGUGAGAAGGUCUUCCACGGUGACAUAGCGAACGACCACGUCGGUAAGAUCUGGGGUCUCGGGGUGCCUGAUAUCUCCAUCCCCCCGGCAUACCAGGCGGGCAACCCGACUGUGGAUAAUACGCCGCCACAGAGCAACAUGAGCGGACAGAAUGGAGGAACACCGAGCACGCCAAAUACUGGAAAUGCAGGUCUGGUCCACACACCGGCGGCGCAAUCGCACAACACUAAUGGUGUCAUGGGGCCGAUGACGCCGGGCGGGGUUUUUGGGAACUUCCAGAUGGGGGUUGAAGGGUCGGUUCUUUCUUCCAGCAGAAAAACAUAA